UGUACCUUCCCUUCCUCUUUCCCUCCCUUCCUUCCAUCAAGUACCUAACAAAGCUGUUGGUUGAGUGCCAUGGACGACGGCGACAACAUGGCUCACAACAACAGCGAAAUCGACGACAAGACAUCAUCAUGGCCACCUGAAAAGGUCGCCGCCGACUUCCAUGGUAUCGACGAGAAGCACCCCGACGGUCAGGGCAGCGUCGAUCCCGAGUCGCUGGAGGGAGAGACCGGCCCGCUGGAGACGGCCGAGGAUAUCGUCACCCACGUCAUUGCCGUCGACGAUGACCCGUCCUUGAGCCCAUGGACCUUUCGCAUGUUCUUUGUCGGUGUGGGCCUUUCAGUCUUCGGCGGUGUCUUGCAGGAAAUCAUGUACUUCAAGCCCCAGGUCGUUUAUGUGUCCGUCAUGUUCUUGACCGUCCUCGCCCAGGCUUUGGGUACAGCGCUGUCUCAGCUUAUCCCGAGAAAAGGUGCCAUCGGCCGCUUCCUCAACCCGUUUCCCUGGAACCGCAAGGAGCACACGGCUGCCGUCCUCAUGGCCUCGGCGGCUUCGGUAUCGGCCCUUUCCACCGAAGCCCUGUCGGUGCAGGAGCUGUGGUACGGCGGCUACCCCAGUACCGCAGCCGGCGUCUUCAUCACCCUGUCCUCUCAGCUCAUCGGCUACGGUGCCGCUGGCAUGAUGCGCUCUGUUCUGCUGUACCCGACCAAGAUGUUGUACCCUGCCAACCUGCCCAUCACCACCGUCAUGGAGACCCUGCACAAGCCCAAGGCCGAGACGGCCAAGCGCUUCAAGGUCUUUUGGAUCAUCUUCGUCGCCAUCUUCUGCUGGGAGUGGUUCCCCGAGUACAUCUUCCCCAUCCUGUCCGCCGUGUCCAUCUUCUGCUUAGCCGACCAGAACAAUGCCGUCUUCACCAACCUCUUUGGCGGUUCGCAGGGUAACGAGGGCAUGGGCUUUCUCAACAUCUGUUUCGAUUGGAACUACAUCGCCGGCUUCGGCUCCCCGCUGUGGAUGCCCCUGCAGACUCUCACCAACAGCUUCAUCGGCUACCUCGGCGGCAUCAUCCUGUCCAUGGGUCUCUACUACAGCAACAUCUGGCGAGGCAUGGACUUCCCCUUCAUGUCCCAGCUUCUGUACGACGGCAGCUCUAACUCGACCAACUACGUGGUCUAUAACGAGACCCUCAUCAUGAACUCGGACUUCACCAUUGACACUGACGCCGUCGAUAAGGUUGGCGUCCCGUACCUGACUGCCACGUACGUCAACUACCUCAUCACCACCAACGCCAGUCUCACCGCCACCCUGAUCCACAUGCUCCUUUGGAACUACGACGACGUCAGCAAGGCCUGGAGCUGGAUCACUCUCGACAAGCUCAAGUCGCUGCUUAAGCCAUCCACGUACUUCUUCUGGAAGUCCACCGGGGCCCGGACUGAAGUCGAGAAGGAGGCGAUUCGCCAGGACCCAACCAUCGACCCCCAUUACCGUCUAAUGGUCGACUACGACGAGGUGCCCAGCAGCUGGUACUUUGUCGUCUUUGUUAUCAGCAUUAUCGUCGGUAUCGUCUGCCUCUACGUCAUGAAGUCGACUUUGCCGUGGUGGGGAUUCAUCAUCGGCACCCUCCUCCUGAUCGUGCUCAUCAUCUUCUUCGGUGCCCAGUCCGCCAUCACGGGCUUUACCGUCAACAUGCAGCCAGUCAUGCAAAUGCUAGCGGGCUACAUGUUUCCCGGCAAGCCAUUAGCAAACAUGUACUUCACAACCUACACCUACAACGGUCUUUCCCAAGGCAUCCUCCUCCUUCGCGACCUCAAACUCGCCCAGCAAAACAAACUCUCCCCCCGCGCCACCUUCACCACGCAAAUGGUCGGGUGCGUCAUCGGCGCCCUUCUCAACUACGUAAUGAUGAUCAGCAUCGUCAAGAACCAGGCUCCCCUCCUCAAGUCCGCCGAGGGAAGCAACGUCUGGUCCGGCGCCCAAGUCCAGCAAUUCAACACGCUCGCCAUCGCCUGGGCCAUCGCCCCCAAAAUGUUCUCCAUCGGCGCCCGCUACCAGUGGGUCACGGCCGCCUACCUCGUUGGCUUCCUUGCCCCUUUGCCCUUUUAUAUCAUGCACCGCUUCGUCUUCCCCCGCCAGCGCAUCUGGUCGUAUCUCAACACGUCCAUCAUCCUGUGGUACCUAGGCGAACUGUUUGUCGGUCUUAAUGCGUCGAUUACAAGUUAUUAUAUCUUGGGUGCCUUUGGACAGUUUUACCUCCGUCGGUAUAGGCCGCAGUGGUUCGUCAAGUGGAAUUACUUGGUUUCGGCUGCGCUGGAUGGUGGGACCCAGGUCAUGAUUUUCAUUGCGACGUUUGCUGUCUUUGGUGGGUCGGGCAAGGCGGUGCCGUUUCCCGAGUGGGCGGGGAAUCAUCCGAAUAACUUGGAUUAUUGCAAGUAUAACUCUAGUUAG
Messenger RNA from Neurospora crassa OR74A, 2436 nucleotides. Its product is annotated as oligopeptide transporter. The transcript has 3 exons. The coding region runs from base 70 to 2436 and encodes 788 amino acids. Gene Ontology annotation, molecular function: oligopeptide transmembrane transporter activity. The record is from RefSeq and is a predicted model, not a curated record. NCBI's taxonomy places the organism in Eukaryota, Fungi, Ascomycota, Sordariomycetes, Sordariales, Sordariaceae. Gene Ontology annotation, biological process: transmembrane transport.